Pocillopora verrucosa is the source of this 855-nucleotide messenger RNA. NCBI's taxonomy places the organism in Eukaryota, Metazoa, Cnidaria, Anthozoa, Scleractinia, Pocilloporidae. The record is from RefSeq and is a predicted model, not a curated record.
AUGGGUGUCGAGUCAACUUUACGACGCGCUGGUAUAUCUCUUUGGUGGCCUGGUAUGAAUUUGCAGCUGAAACAGUUCAUAUCUACAUGCCAAGUUUGUCAAUCCUUCCAGAGAAACAAACUGAAAGAAAGUCUGGUGAGUCAUUCUAUUCCUGAUAGACCCUGGUCCAAAAUCGCAGCCGACCCUUUUGAGUUUAAAGGGGAACACUUUCUAGUAUUGGCUGACUACUACAGCGAUUGGAUCGAAUUUGAUAAGAUGAGAGACCAAACUGCAACUGAAACCAUUGCCCUGAUACUCAAACAAUUCUCACAAUGGGGACUUCCCAAUGAGAUUGUCACUGACUGUGGAAAGAAUUUCGAUUCUAAGGAAUUCUCACAAUUCUGUCGGAGGAAGCAGAUAAAACACACGAAAUCCUCACCUCACCAUCAUCAGAGUAAUGGCAAAGUGGAAUCAGUGGUGAAGAUCAUCAAAUCUAUCUUGAGAAAGACUGAAAACUCUGCUUUGAAUCCUUACAAAGCCCUACUUGAUCAACAUAAUACACCUAUAGUUGAUAUGAUGAUAUCACCUGCUCAAAGAUUUUUACACCAAAGACUGAAAUCUGAAAUUUCUAUCAAAGCCACUCUGCUUACACCGGAAAUUGCUGAAACAGUCCUAGAAGAAAAGGCUGAGAAAACAACCAAGUCUCAAAUGUAUUACAAUCGAACUGCCAAAGAUCUGAGUGUUUUACAACCUGGUGGUACAGUACCCAUCAAACCUGAAGGACUAACCAAAGGACAACAAUGGAGAAAAGGAUUUAUUGCUCAGAAAUAUCCAUUUCCUUCACACGAUGUUGAAGUGGAUGGCAAACUCUUCUGA